AUGUAUCGCUCGCUGUUCUCCUUCAGCUCUGCGGAGCGGAACGCGCUGCGCUUCCCCGCGGGAGAGUGCUUCCUCGUGCUCGAGCGCAAUAGCGCGCACUGGUGGCUCGCGACGCGCUGCAGCUCCGGAGAGACGGGAUACAUCCCCGCCGCUUACAUCGAGAAAAUACCGGCUCCAGAGCAGGACGAGGUUCUGCAGUCUAUUGAUCGAGCCAUUGAAGCCAUUCACAACGUGGCCAUGACCAACGGAGGCAAAUACAACCUGGAGCAGAGAAACAUCCUGCAGAAGUUGAUCCACCACAGGAAGGAGACUCUGUCGCGCAGAAGCCCGACUCCAUCGGGUCACCAGCAGAAGAUCCCAUCCUCCUCCAGCGAGGUGUCUCUGAGCCGCGCGCCGCCCAACGGUCUGAGCCGAGCCUACAGCUGCGAGCCGGCGUCCGAGCGUCCCGCUAGCGUUCCUGGACUCUAUCAGGUUCCUCCUCAGCCUCGCAGAGCGGUGCCCGAGACUCCGCCUCCUCCGGAGAAACAUCGCGAAUCACGACGCAACGAUUCAGAAGUGCCACUGAGAGUCUCCUCCACAAGCCCCGCCCCUCUCACCGGACCCUCUCUGUCUGUCAGCUCCGCCUCCUUAGACUCCAGCUCCUCCCAGUCGGGCAUUUCCUCAGUCAGUCUUCCCAGCGUCAGCAGCACUCCGCCCCCCGUGCCAAAACGAGGCAAGGCUCCACCCCCUCCUAUCCCUGACCGAUCCCCUCAGGAAGAGCCUUCAAGAAAGAGCUCACCGGCUCCGCCCCCUCCCGUGCCUGACCACUCCCCUUCUCCAGAUCCUUCGAAAAAGAGGCCGGCGCCUCAGCUAAUCAGUAAACAGCCUACCGUCGAACACCAAUCAGACACAGAGUGUCCACUGGCUCCGCCCCCUGCUUCUCUCAGCCCUCCCGGUAGCCUCACCCCGUCUGCAGCUGUUCCCGUGACGAUCGGAGCAGAACUGAUCGAACUGGUGCGCAAGAACACGGGCCUUAGUUACGAGCUGUCGCGGGUUGCCGUGGGCGUGGUGGUGGGUCACCUGCAGAGCGCGUUGCCGAGGGCGACGGCGGACCUGGAGCAGGUGCUGCUGUCACUGGUGGACAGUAAGGAUCUGGGCGCGGCACUGCCGCUCGGCCAGGUGUGUCACGACGAGCAGCGGCUGCAGGUGAUCUUUAGCGAUCUGGCGCGACACCGCGACGACUCGCAACAGCGCAGCUGGGCUCUGUAUGAAGAUCACGCACUCAUCGCGUGUUACCUGGAGGAGUUACUGCAGAUACUGACUGACGCGGAUCCUGAGGUGUGUAAGAAGAUGUGUCGCGUGAAUGAGUAUGAGGCGGUGCUGUCGCUGGUGUCGUAUUAUCAGAUGGAGCACCGUGUGUCACUGCGGCUGCUGCUGCUGAAGGUGUUCGGGGCGAUGUGCGGCCUGGACGCGGCGCUGAUCUCCACCCUCCUGAACUCCGUCCUGAGCAUGGAGCUGGCCAGAGACCUGCAGACGGACACUCAGGAGCAUGAGAAGAUGUGCUACAGCGUGCUGCUGAUGGCCAUGAUCUUCUGCCGGGGCGAGCAGAUCCCGCUGCAUCACUACGAGCAUCUCAACAGCACUUUCCUGCGGUUCCUGCUGGACGUGAUUGAGGACGGCUUGCCCUCCGACCCCACAGAGCAGCUGCCGGACCUCUUCAUCAACCUGCUGCUGGCCUUCAACCUGCACCUGAGCGUACCGGAGUGCAACAUGGUGAUGCAGGCGCUGAUCAAGAGACACAAUGUGAAGAUUCUCACUGAGAAACUCUUGUUACUGCUCAACAGAGGAGAGGACCCGGUGUGUGUGUUUGAUCACACUCCUCCAGCGCCGCACUCAGUGCUAAAGUUCCUGCAGGAUGUGUUCUCCAGUCGAGACACGUCUGAUAUCUUCUACCGCACCGACCUGAUGGUGAUGAUCGACAUCGCAGUGAGACAGAUCUCAGACCUGUCGCCCGGUGAUAGAAUGCGGAUGGAGUAUCUGUCUCUCAUGCUCGCGAUCAUGCGCUCCACCGACUAUCUGGAGCACCGGCACCGGCUGAGCGACCUGCAGGCGACGCUGCAGAGGAUCCUGGGAGAAGAGGAGGAUUGUGGGGAGGAUCGGGACUCCAGCAGAGCCAUGGACAAACUCAUCGUGCAGCAGAUCUACCAGGAGUUUCCUCAGAUCUCCAGAAGCUGAUUAACCCCAGUCUGCAGAGCCCUGGCUAGUCUUACAGCUGCUAGCGCUAGUGUCCGCCAGCUUUAAUUAACCCCUGCAGUCCACAGUAUUCAUCUGUCAGAGUUGUGCUAAACGAUCUAUUUUUCCUCUUAUGUUUUUGUUCAGAAGGGAAAUGGUAACAGUAUAUUUUCUUAACGCUGAAACACUAAUAAAAUGCUGCCAUGCUAAUGCACCUAAAACAAGCGUCUGUUAUAUGUGACAGAGACAGACUGUUAAUAGCCAUAGCAUUAAAAAUACAAAGUGCAGAGUAAUUACAUACUUCACCCAUUUAACCCCACCGCUCACGAUAGUGACCGCAGAGAAGCUUUUCAUUCAUAAAGAUCUAAAAACCUUACUGACUGGUGCUUUAGUGCACUUCCUGCAAAUAUGGAAACAAUUAAGGGUCUCAAUUAAAUAUGUGCAGUGUCACAUGAUCAAAGCAGCUUAUUUCCUGUUUGCACCUUGAGAAGAUGAUGACUGCAUCAAAGCUCCUAAACGAAAGGCUAGUAAAGUGUUAACAUACAGAUAUGAGAAAGAUUUGUGGUCCACAUUAUCGUUAAGGUGUCUAGUAUUAAUAUAUGAAUUCACAUAUAUUUAGUUUUGUUGCGUGUGGUCACAGAAUGAGUAACAUGCUGACGUCACAAUAGUGAGCGGUGGGAUAUCAGUGAGCUUAUAAAUACAAAUGCACUUAGUGAAAAUUGCUCUUAAAUGUUGCAACCACAAAUUAAAAGUUCAAAUGUUACAAAUAAGUUGCAAUAUUGAUGUUGUAACACUGGUAGCACUAAUAUAAAAAUGUAUUAAAAACCUUGAUAUAAGGUACAAUAAAGUAACAAUUUUGAAAUGU
This is a messenger RNA of Onychostoma macrolepis, 3076 nucleotides long. RefSeq names its product NCK-interacting protein with SH3 domain-like. The transcript has 12 exons. The record is from RefSeq and is a predicted model, not a curated record. Gene Ontology annotation, biological process: endocytosis. Gene Ontology annotation, molecular function: protein binding; Arp2/3 complex binding. The coding region runs from base 1 to 2214 and encodes 737 amino acids. Lineage: Eukaryota; Metazoa; Chordata; Actinopteri; Cypriniformes; Cyprinidae.